AUGCAUGGUUACUGGCUGAUGAUUGUCUUCUGUGCCCUGCUGAAGAGCUGCCAAGGAGUUCAGAAUGGUGCCACUGAACUGUCGGAUGGCAUCGCGGCCUCUUCGCUCCAGGAACCUCAGGCCAAUGGAUCUGUAAACAAAGCGCGGGGCGGCGGGAGACGUACAGAAAGCACAGGGCAAAUAGAGCAAAGCCAGUUGGGCUGCAGAGAGCUGCGUUCCACCAAGUACAUAUCAGACGGUCAGUGCACCAGCCUGAAGGCGGUGAAGGAGCUGGUGUGUGCUGGUGAGUGUCUGCCCACUCAACUGCUACCCAACUGGAUCGGAGGAGGAUACUGGGCACGGCGGGAUGCGUCCGAGUGGAGGUGCGUGAACGAGCAUAUGCGCACGCAGCGCGUCAGGCUCUGGUGCCAGGAUGGCAGUACACGCACGUACAAGGUCACUGCUGUGACCUCGUGCACUUGUAAGCGCUAUACAAGGCAACACAACGAGUCCCAGCUGAAGCCGUCACCCCAGAAGGCCACCUCAAAGAAAAAACGUAGAGCAAAUGCAGAGGAGUAGAGCGGAGUUUAGUUCACUCCCAGCUGAAAACUUCACUGUCAUCAUCUUUUAACCUCACAUCACCUUUCUGUACUGGAAGGCCACUGAUUUUCAAGAACACUGACUCACGAUAAGAUAUGGAACUUGUAGUUGGAUCUCUUAAUUCUGUGUGUGUUUUGUCUCUCUCUAGGAGCCUCCCUCUGUGUGUUUACGAGAGCUUGUGUCUUCACGUGUUCAUUUUUUCUUCUGUUUCGCAACUCUCCCCCAAGGCCAUAUUUUUUAACAGGGUUCAUAAAAUGCUUUUCCUUUACUAGAAAUGAAAUUUAAUAGAGGUACACUAUGUAGAUAACACUUUGGAAGGAAGAUAUUGAAUAUUUUCUUCUGAAAUAACAUGAGAAAGUGCAGCAGACUAAAGUCAGACCUCAUUUAAACCCCAAGGCAAUGUUAGUUUCCUUGGGAAAUAAUGAACUGAAAACAAUUUUAAUGAGAGAAAUUAGGCUUCCCGUGUGAAGACAUUAAGACUUCAGCACUGGCACAAUAUUUUGCAGUGUCACUGUCAUGUUUAAUGUUUUGCAAUAUAGUAAACAUUUUCAGAAUUGUUAUAGUUUAUUGAUGAGAUCUGUUAUACCCAUUUUAUAUUCCCAUUGUAGCCAAAAUAUUUGCCUUGGGUGCAAUAAAUCAGAUAGCUUUUUUAUCAUGGUUUGUGUCAAUAAUUCUGCACCCAGCAGCCACAAGUUUGAUGUGCCAAGGGUGGAUUUGGAAAAGAAGAUUUAGUCAAAAAGAAAUCUUAUGACUCAUUGCUGUGAGGGGAUACCCUCAGCCCAAGGCAUAUCAGCCUCUCUUUGUGGUAACAUGUUACUGAAUGGUUGUUUUUUUGUAUUCUAGGUCCUUUCAUUCCUCAUUUCUAAAAGUAGCACUGUUGUGCAAUUACACAGUACCUUCCCCCAGGCCACUGUUUUGAGCAGUUCAUCAAGAGUUUUCCAUUUCCUAUAGACAGCAGUGGAGUGACUCUGAGCACAUAACAUUUUGGGUGGAGAUGAAAUAAUUUCAAAAGGAAUAAAAUGUGAGAAGGAAAAUAAAGUCUGGUCUUGCCUAAAGGAUUACUCUACCUGUUUACGUCUAAGAAGAACAGCAAACCUAUUUACGAUUUUAUAUUAGAGGUUUGAUGGCAGGUGUUGGAGCAGUCAAUAAACAUUUAUAUGAAUCAUUUUUAAAAAAUGCUUUCAUGAAUUUUUCAGCCAAACAUACAUGUUUGCAAAUGAAAUUUCAUUCAUAUAAUUCAAUAUAUUUCAUAUAAUUAAUUCUUUCAGAGAUGGGACUACUUAGUCAGACAGAAGAAUGUGUGUUUCAUGGCAUGAUGGCACAGGAGGUAGCAUUGCCAGCUCACAGCUUCAGGGUUUUCAGUUCAAUCCUGAGCUCAGGUUACUGACUGUGUGGAGUUUCUCAUGUUCUCGCUGUGUCCAUAUGGGGUUCCUCCUGCUUCACUGGUUUUCUCCCUGCUCCAAAAAUAUGCAGGUAUGUGGAUUGGCUAUGCUAAAUUGCCCCUAAGUGUGAAUGUUAGGAAUAAAUGUGUGUACGGUGGCCUGUGGUGGACUGGAAUCCCAUACAGGAUAUAUUCCCAUGUCAUGUGCAGUGUUCCCAGGAUAGUCUCUGUACCUACCGUGACCCUGACUGGGAUAAAGCAGUUAUUGAAGAUGAAUGAAAAGAAUUUGUGGUUACAUGCUGCCAAAUCAGUCAAUGUAGCUCAAAGUAAGUAUAUACAUUCACUUCCACUUUCACAUGGCACAUGGAAUUACUUUUUUGUUCCGGAGUUUAAAAGUUAAAUAAACCUACACAUGAACAGCUUUGGUAAUACAUUCACUCAUGCCUGUUUCCUUUUAAGACCCUUACUGUUAGAGUAUAAUGGUUGUAUUUUAGUCUUUUAGUCACAUAAUUAUAAGUGUUUAUUGAAAGACUGCCCUUAGGCCUGUAUUAUAUAUAAGUGCUUUCCGUUCUUGUCUUCUUUGUGACAAUCUCUUAUAUACUACAAAUGCAGUAGACAGAGAAUGCUAUUGUAUUCCUUUAAACCCUAAGGCAGUGCUCGUGAAAGUGGUUAUUUUUGUUAAAUCAUAUUAAUUAAAAUAUUAUACUGGAUUGACAACCUAUUCACAGAUAAGAGCUUUCAUCAUAGGUGCAAUGAACCUGGUCUGACCUUCUAUUUGUCUAUACCAGCACCAUAGUCGCCUCUAGAAAGCACGAGAUACAAGGACCACCUGCUGUUAUUUAUAACAUCGGUUAACAGCCAUAAUCUUAAAGUUAUCAUAAACCAACACAGUUUAUGAUGACUGCAUGCACAUACAUAUACAGUAGAUCUCUUUAAAUCAUCUGGAGCUGAAACUACUGUUUAACAGACAUGAGGCACCUUCCUUGCCCAUAGUGCUGAAAAAUUUUAUCUUUUGACUUUAAUCAUCUUUUCCACAUUCAGUGACAACCUCCUCAAAUAAGAAAUGCCUUAACCCUUGUAUUUAAAUUCAUCAGUUCAUUAUGUGCCCUUUGCUUCAUUAGUUCAAUGUGUAAUUUUCCAUUCCAGUGUCUUAUAUAACAACCGCAAUCAGUUAUCUCUUAAAGCUCUAGUCGAAGCCACACACAGAUACACUUCAUUUUUGCAGUUUGUAACUCCCUCUGUCAUCACAGUUGAUCGUGCCAGUGCACCCACCCUCUCUCUCCAUCUUUCCUUUGGCUGAAGUACAGAAAGCUAGGAGGCUAGCUCAGCUCCACACCAGCAAGUAGAAACCUCAGGGUUGAGAGUAGGAGUCAUACACACUUGGCGGUUGCUGGCAGAUGAAAUGUACUUGAUAGAUGGAUAUGAGAUCAUGAUAUUAAGUAUGCUCGAAAACACAUCCGUCAAAGAACAGACAUUCUGAUCCAGAAAGAUCUUAAUCUCAUGAUUGUCAAAUGCCAUGUUACAGAAGUGUCAAGCAUGCUGUAAAUAAGUUCAUUUCAAAUAUAAUUAUUUCUAGGGAUUAAUUACUUUUGUUUUUUCAUUCUUAAAAACUACAGAAUUUUUUUAACAAAAUUUCUCAAUUUACUAAAUUUCUUUAGUAACAAAUGAAUGCUCUUUCACACAAAUACACAAAUUUCAUUCUUUACUUCUGAGCUAAAAGAGUAACAUUUAAGUGGGCAUUUAAAACAUUUGACCCUGAUGUUUCCCCUCAUCAAGAUUUGCCUGGCGUGGCUAGUGAUCUCUACCACUGAAGAGAGCAAACAUAAAUCCUCCCGUCAGCAGGUGUGGGCUGAAGAAUGAUUUAAGAGUGUGCAUGUGGUAACAAUCCCCACAGUAAUGAUGCAUAAUUAAUCACGCUAUAAUCUUUAGCUAUUACUAGGCAUUAGGCCAGACCAGAAUCUCAUUGAGCCAAGUGCUACCAUAUUUCUAAUCUUUCCUUUCACAACCCCAGGAAACUCUGAGUAACCCUUCUCACCCUGGGCAGAAAGGUCUAUUUCUGUCACUGUAUGAUUUUACAUGUAAAUAAAUUAUUUUGGAAGUUGAAAACAGAUAUAGUAAAUACUAAUGUUCUUACGUUCCUGACAAUGUUCCUACAUGGGGCCUUAUUUAUCAAACUUUUAGUGAAGCUGUGUAUAAAGGACAACAUAAUCUGUAUAUUAAAUUGCAGUAAAUUAUGCCAUUUACAUUAUUUGAAGUCUAUCAAUCAAGGUUCACGUUAAUGAAAUGUAAAUUUUUACACAAACUCAAAAAAAUGUUUUUUUUUUUUUUUCACGAAUAACACAUUUCUUCUGUAAACGCACUUCCAAAC
Messenger RNA from Pangasianodon hypophthalmus (striped catfish), 4328 nucleotides. RefSeq names its product sclerostin domain containing 1b (gene sostdc1b). The transcript is spliced from 2 exons. Gene Ontology annotation, biological process: negative regulation of BMP signaling pathway; negative regulation of Wnt signaling pathway. The coding region runs from base 1 to 558 and encodes 185 amino acids. The record is from RefSeq and is a predicted model, not a curated record. Gene Ontology annotation, molecular function: BMP binding. Lineage: Eukaryota; Metazoa; Chordata; Actinopteri; Siluriformes; Pangasiidae.